GCGGCCGGCGCCGCCGCCGCGCGGGAAGCCGCUACCGCGCGCAUGGAGGCCCGGCUGCUCCUCGGGGCGCUGCUGUGCGCCUGCCUGCGGCCGGCUCCGGUCCUCGCCGACGGCGACCGCUCGCUGCCCGGACCGCGCAGAGGGGGGGCGCAGGAGUUCAGAAUGGCAGUUUAUAAUGCUUCAUCUGCUACAAUAUCUUCAUCUCAGAACAGAAGACUUCACAGUAUGAAAUGUGGACCAUCCAAUUCGUUUACGUGUUUUAAUGGAGGUGAGUGUGUCCACAGAGAGCUCUGCAACUGCAGUCGAUUUAAUGCAACUGGACCAACAUGCCAGACAGUGUAUAACACAGGUGCUGAAAGAGAUCAUAUAUGCAGAACAUGGGGCCAAUACCACUUUGAAACUUUUGAUGGACUCUAUUACUAUUUUUCUGGGAAAUCCACAUAUGCCCUUGUGAGACAUACUGAAUUAAAUGAACAGAGUUUUUCCAUACAGGUCAAUAAUGAUCCUGAAUGCCAUUCGUCUCCUUAUUCAUGUGAACGGUCCAUUAGUUUAUUCUUUUCUGGAGAUGAUGAGAUAAAGAUGAGCAGAGAAGUCACCUAUAAAGGAUUUGGAGUACAGUUACCCUAUGUCACUGGGAAUUUACGCAUCCAGAAGCUAGCUGGGUACUUCCUAGUUAGACACCAGUAUGCUUUCACUCUGGCUUGGGAUGGUACUUCUGCAGCAUAUAUCAAAAUGGCACCAGAGUACCUGGGCAAAACACACGGACUGUGUGGAAACAAUAAUGCUAUCGUGCAGGAUGACCUUGAGACUAGUUAUGGAAAACUGACAGAUGACGUAACAGAAUUUGUAGAGAGUUGGCAGGAAAAUCCUCCACGAGGAACACCCGAUUGGGAUAAUACUUUUGUCAAUGAACCACCUUGCCUGACACAAAGCCAUGAAUCUCUACAGAGGAUGUAUACUCUCUGUAAUACUCUGUUACAUCCCCCGUUUGAACAAUGUCAUGAGUAUGUGAGUCCUCUUCCUUUUAUGGCAAGCUGCACCAAUGAUCUUUGCAUGUCAGCAAUUGAUAAUGAAACUUGGUGUCGAGCAUUAACUGAAUAUGCCAGGGCCUGUGCCCAAGCAGGAAAACCACUUCAUGGAUGGCGAACGCAUUUUCAACAGUGUGUGAUUACCUGUGCUGAACACCUGACCUACAGUGAAUGCAUUGACUGUUGCCCUGUUUCGUGCCAUCAGCAAUCGCAGUGUGUUGGCAGUGAGCUCCCCUGCAUUGAUGGGUGUUACUGUCCAGAUGGCCUAAUUUAUGAAAAUGAAUUGUGCAUCAAGCCUAUGGACUGCCCUUGUGACUACCAUGGAAGUUUUUUUGAAAUGGGUUCUGUGGUUUAUGAGGAAUGUAACAACUGCACUUGCAUUGGAGGAAAGUGGAUUUGUACAAAUCUUACAUGUCCAGCUGAGUGCUCAGUUUCAGGAGACAUUCAUUUCAUGACCUUUGAUGGGCGCAAAUACACUUUCCAAGCUACCUGCCAAUAUAUUCUAGCGAAAAGCCUUACAUCUGGAGAGUUUACUGUAUCCUUGCAGAAUGCUCCAUGUGGACAGAACCAAGAUGGAUCAUGUAUCCAAUCAGUCAGUCUUAUUCUUAAGCAGGACCCCAAGAGGCAAGUGACUCUGACUCAUUCGGGAGAUGUUUUGAUAUAUGAUCAGUACAAAAUUAGCCUGCCUUAUACAGAUGAUUUAUUUGAAAUACGGAAACUCUCCUCUGUAUUUCUUCAAGUAAAGACGCACAUUGGAUUGCGGAUACUGUAUGACAGAGAAGGACUGAGGCUUUAUCUUCAAGUUGAUGGUCGGUGGAAGGAUGAUACUGUGGGCCUUUGUGGAACCUUCAAUGGAAAUACGGAGGAUGACUUUUUAUCUCCGGCUGGAGUACCAGAAAGCACUCCACAGCUGUUUGGAAAUGCCUGGAAAACUUUACCAGUGUGCCUUCUUGUGCAUGACAGUUCGCAAAUGGACCCAUGUGAUAUUCACCUACAGGCAGCAUCUUACGCAGCGGAAGCUUGUAGCAUCCUUACGAAAGAACUCUUUGCUCCCUGCUACCCCUAUUUGAGUCCCAUUCCCUAUUUUGAGCAGUGCAGAAGAGACACUUGCAAAUGUGGACAGGCUUGUUUUUGCUCUGCUCUGGCCCAUUAUGCUCAUCACUGCCGAAGAUUUGGAGUUGUAAUAGAUUUCAGAGGAAGUGUCCCAGACUGUGCUCUUUCAUGUGAAGACACAAAGGAGUACAGUACUUGUGUAUCUACCUGUGGCAGAACCUGCCAAGCCUUGUCUGUGCCAGAGACGUGCAGCAGUGAUUGUGUUGAAGGCUGUGCUUGUCCCUCUGGAAUGUAUUUGAAUUCCAAGACUGAAAGAUGUAUACAGAGGAGUGAAUGCCCUUGUUAUUUUCAAGGAGUUGACUAUCCCCCUGGAGAAAAUGUUAUCACAUCAUUGGGCAAAUGCCAUUGCAAGGAUGGAGUAAUGAAUUGUGAUAACGAUGUAAUUGCGCACAGCUGCCCGGUUGGCCAGAUUUAUGUCAACUGCAGUAAUCCAAAAACUGAUCCUGAGCUCAGCAGAGAGAGAACUUGUGAGAAUCAGCUGCUAAACCUCACUUUCUCAGCACAUCUUCCUUGUGUUUCAGGCUGUGUCUGCCCACGGGGCCUUGUUAAACAUGGAGAUACAUGCUUGGAAGCUGAUGAAUGUCCAUGUUCAUGGAAAGGAAAGGAAUACUUUCCAGGUGACAAAGUCAUUUCUUCCUGUCAUACAUGCAUUUGUCAGCAUGGAUCAUUUCAAUGCACCUUCCAUCCUUGCCCAUCAAUGUGUACCGCCUACGGGGAUCGACAUUACAGAACAUUUGAUGGACUUACUUUUGACUUUGUUGGAACUUGUAAGGUUUAUCUAGUUAAGGGUACUUCAACCAGUUUCUCAGUUAUUAUAGAAAAUAUUAACUGCUUUAAUACUGGAAUCAUUUGCAGAAAAUACAUUUCCAUUAAUGUUGGAAAAUCUUUUUUAAUAUUGGAUGACGAAACUGGGAAUCCAAGUUCAUCUAGUUACAUAGAUGAACUACAGAAAAUACAGGUGUGGAAAGCUGGAUUUUUCACUGUUGUUCAUUUUCCUGAUGAGCACAUCACCGUCCUAUGGGAUCAGAGAACAACGGUUCAUGUACAGAUGGGUCAUCAGUGGCAGGGUGAAUUGACUGGAUUAUGUGGAAAUUUUGAUUUGAAAACGGUAAAUGAGUUGAGGACUCCAGAUAAUUUUGAAUUAACAAACUCACAAGAGUUUGGAAAUAGCUGGACAGCUGUAGAGUGUGUUGACAGCUCUGACAUUCGAAAUCCGUGCAGUUUGAAUCCACUUAGAGAAUCAUUUGCCAAGAAGGAAUGUGGAAUACUGUUAAGUGAAGCAUUUGAAGCUUGCCAUCCAGUGAUUGACGUCACCUGGUUUUACUCAAACUGCUUGGCAGAUACAUGUGGUUGUAACCAAGGGGGUGACUGUGAGUGUUUCUGUACAAGUGUAUCGGUGUAUGCGCAUCAGUGCUGCCAGCAUGGAGUGACUGUAGACUGGAGGUCCCCUAGAGUGUGUCCUUAUGACUGUGAAUAUUUCAACAAAGCUCUGGGAAAGGGCCCGUACAAACUGGUCAGCUAUUUGGAUGGAGAAUUUGCAAUGGCAGUGAACCUGGUGAAUGGUUUUGUUUUCCCAGUGAGAGCAGAAGAUACUGUUCCUGGACAUGCAGUGAGCUUUAUGCUGACUUCAGGACUUUAUAAACCCAGAGCACAUGAUUCCAACUUGGUUUCAUUUGAAACAGCAGAGAGACCAAAUUAUUUUCUACAGCUGGCCUCCAAUAAUUCUCUUGUUCUUUCUAAAUGGGAAAAAAGCGAAGAGUUUCACAACAAAUCUACAUUUGCCAUUCACAAGAAUACAUGGCUUUCAGGAUACAGUUCCUUUGAGUCAUUUGCAAAACCAGGAUACUUCAUCCAUGUUUCGGCCUCUUCAGUUGAGCUUUUGAAGUACCAUCAUACAGAGGAGUUCAGACUGUCAACACUUUUUAAACUUGUAGAUGUCAAAUUUAAACUUCUGUCCCAUUCUGCAUGUGAGUGGCGUUAUGAUGCCUGUACAAGCCCUUGUUUCAAAACAUGCAGAGACCCUUUGGGAAAGAACUGUCAGGCAGUACCAAAAGUAGAAGGAUGCAUCCCUGCCUGUCCUCUGAAUAUGGUGCUGGAUGAAGUCACUCAAAGAUGCGUUUAUUUUGAAGACUGCAUUGAACCUGCAGAUGAUAGUCAAGCUUUGCUGUCCAGCAUUAGAACACCAGCAUUUUCACACAUAACAUCAACUACUGUUGCAGUACCCAGUUUGGCAGUGUUCAGUGAAGCAGUAACUUCAUUUCCUGUACCUGAAGCAAAGGACAUGGAAACAACACUUGCUUCAAAAUGGCAACUCAAUGCAACUACAGGGAAAACUAAAUUUUCAGCUGUUACAUCUAAAACAACAGUUUCAACCAUAACUUUAUUAUCAAAUGUUUCUUCACGUUCAAUAGAGAUGACAUCGUCUGGGAAAAGUGCUAUGCCUGGGACAACAAAAUUGAAUGUAAGCUUGUCUUUUCCUAGUGAUAUUUCUCCAUUGUUUCCAUCUGCGGUCACUUCAGAAACCUCCACACGUAUACAAAUAAUCAGUAGUGCUUCUGCUAAGCCACUGAGAGCUGCAGAACCUCAGACAGCAACUGCUACACAUGCAGUGACUAGAAGCACAGCAUCAGAAAGUAAACCAGUUUCUACUUCAGUUUUUACUGGGACACCAUCAAUACUCAGAACAACAGAAUUGCCAGUGAAAACUAAAAUAAUGGAAACAUCAGAAAUUGCUACAAGGACACUUCCCACAAAAGAGGUAGAAGUAGAACCAGAAGGACUUACAAAAUUUACUCCCAGUUCUUUUGAAACAGUAACAGAAAAAACUACUACAUAUUUGACCCAGUACUCCACAUCAUCAUCUUUGGGCAUAUCUUCAUAUGCCUCACCAGUAAAUCUAACAGGAACUUCAGAAAGAAUGAAAGUAAGUGUAGAACAGUCUUUUAGCACAGUAGCUAAUGUUACAGUAACUUCAUUUUCUCCGGUGAUCACUACUUUGUCUUUGCUAAAGCCAAGCAUAAAGCCAGUACCUUCAGAAACAACAAAAGCAACAAGUAUUGUAACCAAACAAAGAGUAAAGACUACGUUUUCCCCAACAUCCCCACUGCUUAUUUCAUUAGCAAAGGCAAUUACAGAGCGUCCUAUUGAAAUGAUUCAACACUUGACUGGUACUGCAGGGGUAGCUUUCACUACAUCUCUAGGUCCGAAGACAACAACUCUGCAAACUCAAGAGAUAUCAUCAGAAACAACUGUGUUACCAUUUACAACUCUUAAAAAGGAAAUUCCUAAAACAACAUCUCAUGUGGAGCAUUUGUCAGGUUCCUAUUUCUCUCCAUAUUCACUACAUCCUAGUUCAGCUACAACUGAAAAAUCCCUCACUCUUGCUACUAAAAGACCUUUAGUGUCUGUUUCUACUGCUGCUUCUCCAGCUUUAGGUGAAUUAAAAAAAACAUUUAAAACAGUAUCAACUACUGGAUAUCCCCCACACAUAGUUCUAAACAUAACAGAGUUCCUGACUACAUUAUACACUGAAUAUCCUGUUUUGGCUGAGACUACAAGGGCAACACCUUUGCCUGCAGAGGUAACAUCCAAAAUGACAUCCACUUUUGAAUCUUCAGCAAAGUCAACUUUACUUUCUGGAAAAACAUCUGCAGAAUACAAGUCACCUCUACUUUUAAGUACAAUGAAGAAAAGCACUUCAGCAUAUUCAGAUAGUGUUACCACAGCGGCAACAAAAACUUCUGUCUCAUCAGAAGAAAUGACUACAGUUCCUUUGGUAGCUACAGACAAAGACACAGUUCAAAGAAUAUCCUUCACUGGAUCUCUAUUUACUCUUAGUGCAACUGAAACCACACUGUUGACAACACGACCUGAUAAAUCACAAGUGGAAAGAAUUACUAGCAUCUCUACUAGAAAGCCACCUGCUUUCCCUUCUUCAUCAUCACACACUCUAACCUCUUUAAAUGUUUUUCUUCCUUCGCUACCCACAUACAGAACAGAAGCAUCACUGACAGCUCUCAGUCCCAUGCAUACAUCACAUGAAAUUGCUACCUCUUCAUAUCCAAGAUCAACUAUAGCAAAAUCUGUUUUUUCAAUGGAAAAGACCUCGGCCAUCUCAGCUUUCCCUACUGUAUCCACUAUAGCACAACAAUCAAGUCCAAUAGCAACAGUAUCACGUGACAAAUUGCCAGCAAAAGCCAUUUUAAAUGUCACUUAUGCCACAUUCUCUCCAUCCUCUGAAUUCAGCAGUCAGCUUGUAACAACCAAAAAAGCAAUGGCAGCCAAAGAAAGAUCAACUCUAUCCACUUCUGUUGUACUUCCAUUGACAAAGUCUUCUCACACUUUCUCCACCUCUCAGUAUCUAUCAGGUAAAUUAAUUUCAUCUUCUUUAACAGAAAAGAUACCUGAAGUAACAACCACAGCAAAAUAUCCAGUAGAAACUGAAAUAAUUUCUAUAGCAGCAAAGUCUACAGUACAAAAUAUGACAGAUGCAGUAAAACUUUCAGUAGCUACAGCUCAGCUGUCCUUUACUCCUUCUUCAGUAGGCCCCUUUUCUGAACAGACAUCUUCAAGAGAGAGCAUUUCUGCACAGACCAUAAAGGCAGUGGUUAUACCACAUUCUUCUACUCAGAUAGCAAUGGGACUUGCUCGUCAGACUUUAGAGCCUUCCUUGACAAGCCAAAGCAGCACCCCAAUUUACCAGCAUCCUGCGGAAAUGCUAACAAAAUCCACUAGUCGACCACAGCUUCUCUUAAGCACAACUGAAGCUACGGUAGCAUUGACUUCCUCAUACCCCUUAACUACCUCACUACCUGAAGGCAUUCAUUCAGGUGUAUUACCUACCUCACUAGUUCCUACACAAGUUAUUUUACCAACUGGAAGGGAAUUAUAUUUAACUGAUUCAGUCACGCAGCCAUAUGUAUCAAGAACUUCUUCAGCUUUACAGUCUACAGUCCCGACUAGAAAAACAGCUGACUUGGGUUUUGGCACCAGAAUUCCCCCUUCCUCACCAGAAGGGCUUGCGGCUUUAUCCUCUUUAGCAACAACUAAGAAGGAAGAAUUUCCUUCAUUUUCCACACAAAAGGCAGAUAUCGGUCUGAAAUUCACCUGGCAGGCCUCAGUUAGUGAAUUACGUGUUUCAGGUCAAACACUUGAAACAAGUACAGCUUCACCAGAACCUAAGUCAACCUUUCCAUCUGUUUUGUUAACAGAAACAACAGAAAGGCCCAUCGUGAUGGGAAUCGAGUCAUCAGUAGGUGCCCUUUUAGCACCUGUGAUCUCAACAGCAUCCACGUCAGUGGGCAGAAGUGCUACGGAGAAAACUGCAGUGUUGUCUAAGCAAGUCCCACUUUCAACCACUGCCUACAGUUCCGUGUUUCUAGCAAGUACGAUGCUGCCAGGUACAGCCCAUUCAUCAGCUGCAACUUCUGACUCUUCAAUGAGAAGCAGUACAGGGCAAAACCUUACUAUUGUAUCAGCAACUUCAGAGAAAGCAGAAGCAGUGAGAGAAUCUAUCACAACCUCUGUGAAGCCCACUUCUUUUUCUCUUACUUCAGAAACAAAAGGGUCCAUGCCCCCUGAAACAGUAAAAUCUAAAGAGCCAGAAAUAACAACAGAAGUCCAAGCCGUCCAUACUCAAGCUGCAUCAUCGGGCGGUGCUACUCAAGCUUUGAAACUUGGAAUAUCAUCUGAGGUACAAAUGCCUUCUGUGAGUUCGCUAUUAAUGAUAUCUGACCAUCCAAAUGACACAACAGCUCCAUCAGUUUCCUCAUUUCCUUUUUUAUCCACCAAACCACUUUAUCCAUUGACUACAACGUUUUCUGAUGGAUUGGCAACAGCUGAAGCUAUCUCAGGAGUCACAGCAUCAGCUUUUAUGCCAGCUAGAGAAACAGCAACUCUCCAAACUUGUACACCAAUCACAGAGAAUGAGUGCAUAAAACACAUAUGCUUGGAUGGACACCUGAUUCAAGUUAAUAAGUCGCAGAACUGCCCGUACAAUGUGACUCAGCCCAGCUGCGGAGUUUUAGGAUUUGCUGCUCAAACAAAUGGUGACAAAUGCUGCCCAAAAUGGGAAUGUGCAUGUCGUUGUACAAUUUUCUCUGAUAUGAGCUUUGUAACCUAUGAUGGAAAUCAUUUGGCUUUAUUCAAAGAAGCAUUCUACAUUGUUAGUCAAACUCGAGAUGAAACUAUUGCCAUCCAUGUCCUUGACUGCAGAACGAGUAAUUCAGAUUCAACUUCCUUGUGCCUGGCGAUGUUGAAUUUAACCUAUAUGUCAAACCAAAUUACUAUUGAUCGUUUAAGUAGAAAAAUCACAGUAAAUUCAAGAUUUGCUUGGCCUACUGUUAGAAAAUAUGGAUAUAAAAUUGAGGAUUCAGGCUUCAAGUAUGCAAUUGAGACUCCAACAAAUACCAGAAUUCAGUGGUUUCACAACACAGGUGUGAUGAUUAUAGAGUUUAAUAGUACCAGAGAACCAAAAGCUUUGGGACUAUGUGGUUUUUGUGAUGGAAGCUUGCAAAAUGACCUGAUGCUACCCAACAGGACAGUUUUAAGCAAAAGUGAUGCUCCAUCGACUUUUAUAGACAGCUGGCAAGUGCCAGACACGUUGAAGUAUGUUGGAGAAGACAGGCAUCAGGAAACUAAUUGCUCAGUCAUGGACUGCUCAGAGUGCUUAAGCCUGGUAUUGAACCAGACCUUCAGCAGCUGUCAUCCUUAUGUUCCACCUGAGCUGUUCUGUGAUAUAUGGGUUAAAGACAAAGAGUACAUUCGAAAUCCAUGCAUCGCUCUAGCUGCCUACGUGGCAAUGUGCAACAAAUUUAAUAUUUGCAUAGAAUGGAGAAGCUCUGAUUACUGCCCCUUCCUCUGUUCAGAAAGCUUCUCCUAUCAGGCCUGCAUAGCUGCCUGUGCAGUUCCGGAGAGUUGUCAGGAUAGCGAGGUGGCUUCCCUGGACUCAGACUCUUGCUCAGUGUUGACGGAAGGUUGUGUCUGUGCUGGAGGGACCAUCCUUCACCGAGCUCACACUGCUCUCUGUAUUCCUGAAGAAAAAUGUGCUUGUACAGAUAGCUCAGGAGCACCUCACGCAGUAGGUGAGAUCUGGAAAACUUCUUUGAGUGGCUGCUGUAUGCAAAAAUGUGUUGACAGUGAGGCCAUUAUUCCAGUGGAGUACAACUGUUCAGAUAUCCACUAUUUGGACUGUCAGCGAUUUGCAGAAGUGGCCGUGCUUGUUCCUGGUGAUCAGACAUGCUGUCCUCAGAAGAUCUGUGUUUGUAAUCGGAGCCUUUGUGAACCCCUAAUCCCUGAGUGUAAGGGCUUGGAAAAGCUGGUCACCUACUACAGUGAAGAUUCCUGUUGUCCCAACUACACUUGUGAAUGUGAUCCAGCAAAAUGUGAACCAAUGGAGCAGAUUCCAACCUGUCAAGAGGAUCAAACACUAAUUGCUGCUCGGGUGGAGAGUACCUGCUGCAUAUCCUAUAUUUGUGCAUGCGGGGCUUGCGCUGAUCAAAUACCCAAGUGUGAAGAAGGAGAAGUGCUUAUUGUGGAUGGCAACACUACAGAGAGAUGUUGCCCUACAUACCAGUGUAUUUGUGAAAUACAUCGUUGUCCUGAAUUCAAGUGUAUGCUAGGCAUGUCUUUGGUGGAGGUAUGGAGCCCAGAGAAGUGCUGCCCAUUUCGGACGUGUGAAUGUGCAUGUGAAACAAUCUCCAAACCUCAGUGCAAACUGGGGCAGAAACUUCAGAUAGAUGAACAGUUUCAGAACAGUACAGAAAAUACCUGUAACUGUGUUAAGUACAAAUGUGUGAGAGACAAAGUUUGCCUGAGUAAUGAGAGAGGGGUGCUGCUUCCUGGACAGAAAAUUAUGGAACACGCUCCUGAUGGCAUUUGCCGUAUUUCUUACUGUACAAAUGUGAUUGAUCCCUCCACUAAAUAUUACCAGAUAAAUACCUCCUCGAUAGACUGUGCUGUCAAGUGCAAAGCUAACCAAGUCUAUGAGCCUCCAAAAGAUUUAACAACUUGUUGUGGUAGCUGUAAGAAUUUGUCUUGCCUCCACACUUUCAGCAACGGCACAGUUUCCAGUUUCAAACCUGGUAGUACUUGGAUUUCAAACUGCAUCAGAUAUGAAUGCACUAACACAGCAAUAGGACCAGUUUUAGUUGCAUCUUCAGUUGGCUGCCCACCCUUUAAUGAAACUGAAUGUGUGAAGGUUGGAGGCUAUGUUGUACCGUUUCUAGAAGGAUGCUGUAAAACAUGUAAGGAAGAUGGAAAAUUCUGUAAAAAGGUGGCUGUUAGGAUGACCAUCCGCAAAAAUGACUGCAGAAGUAACACGCCAGUGAACAUUGUUUCGUGUGAUGGGAAAUGUCCGUCUGCAAGCAUUUAUAACUACAACAUCAACACAUAUGCAAGAUUCUGCAAAUGCUGCAGGGAGCUUGGACUGCAGAGACGAACUGUGCAGUUAUAUUGCACGAGCAAUUCAACCUGGGUCACCUAUUCAAUCCAAGAACCAACAGACUGUUCUUGCCAGUGGUCUUAAAACACAUAAAAGGGAAAAACCCAGCAAGCCCAGCUAUUCCCAGCAUAAUAUAUUUUGAAUAGUUUAACCCUAGAAAAUACAAUAUGUAAUCCACUGAAUUUUAUCAGUUCAUGUUAAAUGAUGAAGGAACAGCUACAUUUUUUGGACUUUUCUAAAUUUCUAAAGAAUGGCUUUGCAUCAUUUGUUUUGUGAGUUGUCUUCACGUUCAUUUCACAGGAAUUGUUUCAAGAGUUCUUGUGAUUUGUGCCAACUUAAAAGAAGAAGUGGUUACUUUAGAGAAACCUCAAGAGGAAGAAUACCUUCUGAUGUAUUUUGGAAGGCUGACCCACACUGUGUCAGGCACCCAUUCCUGUUUUAAAUCGUUGAUACACAGGCUCAUCUGGCAGCAGUCUGGUAUUUUGAAUGUGUUGCAAUACUGUAAAUACAUUCAGUGCCUAUUAAGAAAAAUUUGGGGGGGAAUAUGAGGAGAAUUUUCAGUUUAAAUCAUAUUCAUAUUGCAAAGUAGAGCAUCUAUGAGAAAUUAAAUUACAGAUCUUUUUAUCAGGGAAACAUUGUCAUUGCUGGUAACUGUAUGUAAUUUUCCCUGGUAAUAAUUUCAAUUUUUGUGGUGUAUUUUACAUUGUAGUGAAAAGCAUAAUGGCCAACAUGUAAUCUAUUUAGAUUAGUUAGUAGAAGUAAAAUUAUCUUUCUUACAAACAAUAUGACAUAAACUGAAAAUACACAGAUUUAACAAAUGAAAACCGUUUUACAUUCCUUUAUACAGAAAUACCUUAAAUGAAAACAUUCCGCGUAUAAAAUGCACCAUAUUUGAACUGUUUCCUAGGGAGAAUGAACUUUUUUUAACACUAAUUUUAAAGAUAUGUGAUAUGUGAUCAGGAAAAAUGAAAGCCAGGAUUCUGUAUCUAUCUAAAAGAGAAACAGAUAAGCUGAAAACAUUUGUUACCGAUAUAGUGGAAUGUAACUUCCUAUGUCAAGAGUGUUUGAUAUUGAAGUUGUACGAUUGUAAGGUUUGGCAUUGUAAAAGCAGUUUUGCAUGUGAACUUGAACGGCCAGCAUUCUGUUUUAAUGAAAUUAAUAUUUUUCUCCUCUAACCCAAUACUGCUGUCCUCUUCUUUCCCAACUAAUGCCACCGUGAUGCAGCAAAAUUUCAGUUGCUUCAAUUUUGUAGAUCAAAACUGUAGAUAGCAUGUAGCCUAUACACGUUAGAUCCCAAAAUAUAAAAAAUAGAUCACAGAAUAACUUGUUAAAAAGCUGCUUCUCUGCAGUUAAUCCAAAGAAAAAUGUGUUGCUAAAGUCAUGUGAGCAUUUUUGGUAUUAAUUUUGUAUACUGUACAUUUAAUUCUUACAAUAUCUAAUAAACAACAGGAAGUCUUAUUUUGUUACAAUUAAAUUUACUAUCAGUGUUAAAGCAGCUUACUAUCAAGUGAUUCAACACAUAGUGUUUACUAAUUUCUUUUUCAGCAGUGCAUAUUGUUAAUUUUAGUUUUUUUCUGAUAUCAGUAGUACUAGUGAUCUAAUACUACAUCAAAGAAGGCCUACAGAUGUGUUUUUUAAAAAUCUUCUAGUGUGAGUGGUUUCACUGUUCUGAUCCCAUCACAAUUCACUUUCCUCCUCAAAAAUGCAAAAUUCAACUAUGUUAUUUUAUUCAAAAUAAAAAUUGGAAAUCCUUUG
Molecule: messenger RNA, 12336 nt
Organism: Dromaius novaehollandiae (emu)
Lineage: Eukaryota; Metazoa; Chordata; Aves; Casuariiformes; Dromaiidae
Gene: OTOG
Product: otogelin
Exons: 56
Coding region: 43-10665 (3540 amino acids)
Biological process (GO): L-arabinose metabolic process
Cellular component (GO): extracellular matrix
Molecular function (GO): protein binding; alpha-L-arabinofuranosidase activity
Source: RefSeq, a predicted model, not a curated record